GUGCAGUGUGGGAUGGGAGGGGCCAGGGCUCUGCCAAGUGGGCGGGGCGUUCCUGGCCCGGCACACUGGUUCCUGAGAGGCCACUGGCAACUCCACUCCAGGGCUGGGAGGAGAGCUCCAGGGGUACCCCUCUCCCCCCACCCCCUCACACCAUGCAGGGGCCAUCAGGAGGUGGCCAGUGGUAGGCAGUGCAGGCCAGUGAUCCGGAAGUGGGGCUUGCAGAUAAAAGAGGGACUGACUAGCUGGGAAGGGGCAUAUGAAACCACCCUAGUAUUCAACACCUUGGGACACAAGAUGGAUUUUCCGGAACAGACUUUGGGAGCCAUGCCUUUGUACACAUAGGCACCUCUAGGCAGCAGAUCUGGCCAUGUGGCUGUCAAAGGGAGGGUGCGGCUUUGUUGGAAGUUCAUCAGAGAAAUUAGUCUGGAAGUGGCUCCCCCCCAAGAGCUCCUGUUGCCAGGGCUUCUUGGCUGGGCAGGGAUGGAAUAAAAGGCCCAGGCUGUGGUCUCUGAAUGAACUGGGUUUGUGGGGCUCCCCACCCCUGGGAGUCUAUUGGCUCACUUCUUCCUGUUUCAGAGCUCUCCUCUGUGGAGCUGCAUGGGUUAGGUUUGAAGUCAGUCUUUCUGGGUGGUUGCUGGCUUUAGGACUCCCUCCUGGGGGCAUUUCCUACCACCCAACCUGUUCAGGUCUCUCCUGGGGACUUAGCAGACAGUGGGAGAAACAGCUUUUUCCCUCCUGCGUCUCUGCUCUUGGAUGCCUCCCCAAUAAGUAACUGCAGCUCGGGCCUUGUUAGAAUGCAGGAGUCCCACUUGAAGAGGGGAAACCAAGUGUCACUCCCAUCUGUCAAUUUGUCCCUCUUUGUGGCAUUGAAUAUUUUCUGUGGGCCAGUCUCACUGGCUGGUUGGCUGGGUGGGCUGGUGUCACAAGCCCCCCACCUGGACCAGGAGAUCCAAGGUGACUAUGGAAUUGCCUAAGCCACCCCUUAGUCCCUUCUUCCUGGUCAUCUUUGCAGCCUUGGAUGUGUUGGCCACAGCCUUCUGAAAGUCCCCUUCCUGGGACCCUGGACCUGGGCCCCCUCCCUCCUGACCCCUCUGUCUUUGGCUCCUCUCCCUGGGCAGCCCCCUCCACUUCCACACUGUUCACUAUCACCUCCACAAAUUUACUUUUUUAUUCCUGACUGCAGUCCCGAGAGCCAGCUCUGAGAUUCCACCUGCUGGCCAGCCCUGCCACUGGCUGGGACAUUAAACUUGCCCAGCUGUUACAAAACUGGCCUUCUCUGCUGUCCAUCCAUUUCCCUACACGUGUGGCUGUCAGCACUGGCAUCUGUUGACCCACCUCUCCCAGGAGUCUAGAUUCCUUUCCGUUCCUGGUUUAAAUAUAGUGGAGUGAUUGGGAGUGCAAGGCCUCAAGCUGGAGAACCUGGGUUCAAAUAUUGGCUCUGAGUGACCUUGGGCAAUUUACUUAAAUCUCUCUGGGUCUCAGUUCCCUAUCUGUAAGGUGGAAAUAAUAGAACCGACUCCAUGGCUUGAGACUGAUGGAGAGAAUGUACAUAAGCACUGAUGUAAAGCCUGGCCCAUCAGAGGCCUCAAAACCUUUGGUCAUUGUUGUUAGAAAAGCUUGCAACUUUCCUAACUGGAACUCGUGUGCUGUUUACUUCCCCCUCCAAUCCAUCCUGCAUCCACUGCACAGACUGGUCUCUCUUCCUUAUGGAGGAACUUUCAUUGGCUCCCUUUUGCUCAUCAAGCUGGCAUUCACUUUGUGCAAUUUAGCCUUGUCCACCACAGCUCUUUGUGCUCUGAUUUGCUCCUGGCUGUGUGUAUGUAAUGCGUGUGUGUGCGGGCACGUGCACACACACACACACACACACACACACACGCUGUCAAGGUGUAUUUAGGAAGAGGCUCUGGGUUCAGUGACCACUUGGCCAAGGCUGAAGGACCUCCUUAGGCUUUGCUGCUGAGGAAACGAAGGGGCUGUCCAGGCCAGGCCUCCUGUUUGUCUGGAGGGGAAAGAAAACACCCUGUCCAAACAGGCAUCCUGGGAGGUGGCUGCUUGAUGGCUGUGCUGACAGAUGUCAGGAUUCUAAGGUAGGGUCACCCCUGUUGGAGGACCAGUCAGAAAGGCUUCUGACCCACCCCCCCCGUGGGCUGCUGGGAUCACCAUCCCCCAUCCUGUGCUCCCCCUCCUCCCAGGGUUCAUUCAAGCCCUACCUACUAUGGACAGCAUCCCUGUGCCUGACACUGAGUUAAGAGGCUGACUGGUGAUUUCCUGACGGUCAAACUCAGAGGCAGGAGGGAUGUCAGCGCCCCCUUGCCUUCUAUAGGGGGAAAGGUGGGUAUACAGAACUCUCACCCCUCCCUCUCCUGAAGGUGGGGGGCAGCCAUAGUCCACCUGCAGUGUGGAGAGGGGUUCCACCUGCUUAGUCCCAAUGCUUUUGGUAAACCGGAGCGUUCUAAUGAGACCCUCCCUCUACAAACUGUCCUCUUCCAUCCUCUCCCACUUCUUUCUCCCAGAUGUGACAGCCUCAACUCCUGGAUACUCCCUUCGCAGUGCGGCCAGCAGCUCUGCGGGUUGGGUGGUUUCCAGCCGAGUCUGGAGAUAGCCCAAGUCUGUAGCACCUCCUCCCUUUGGGCCCAGCCCGAGGGAGGGAAAGGGGCGUGUGUUCCUUUAAGGGGCUGGCCCGGCGGGAGCGCGGGGAUUUGUCCGCUGCCGCUUCCUUUCUGGCCAUUCAAGAUCCCCAAAUCCGCCUGAUUCCUCGGACCCUGUCAGCCCGCAGCCUGGAGCGCUCGAGACGUCGAGGAGCCGCCUGGGGACGUCUGCCCCAGCCCCAGCCUUCCCUGGGACGCCUGGGCUCCGCCACGCGCACGGCGCCAUGGGCCUGCCGCUCCUCGUCCUGCUGCUUCCGCUGCGCUGCGUCUCGGGCCUGCCCUUCUACAACGGCUUCUACUACUCCAACAGUCCUAACGGCUGGAGCCCGGGCCAGGGCCACGGAGAAGGCAUCUUCAAUGGAGUGAAGCUGGUGGUAGAGACGCCUGAGGAGAUCCUGUUCUCCUACCGUGGGGCCAACGUGACCCUGCCCUGCCGCUACCACUACGAGCCGGCCCUGGUCUCUCCUAGGCCCGUACGCAUCAAAUGGUGGAAACUGUCGGAGAAUGGAGCCCCGGAGCAGGACGUGCUGGUGGCUAUUGGGCUGAGGCACCGCGCCUUCGGAGACUACCGAGGCCGGGUGCGUCUGUGGCAGGAGAGGGAGCGUGAAGUGUCACUGGAGAUCCGGGACCUGAGGCUGGAGGACUAUGGGCGCUACCGCUGCGAGGUCAUUGAUGGGCUGGAGGAUGAAAGUGGCCUGGUGGAGCUGGAGCUGCGGGGUGUGGUCUUCCCUUACCAGCACCCCCAAGGGCGCUACCAGUUCAACUUCCACGAGGCCCAGUGGGCCUGCGAGGAACAGGAUGCGGUGGUGGCUUCCUUUGAGCAGCUGUUCCGGGCCUGGGAGGAAGGCCUGGACUGGUGCAACGCAGGCUGGCUGCAGGACGCCUCUGUGCAGUACCCCAUCACGCAGGCCCGACACCCCUGCGGUGGCCUGGGCCUGGCACCCGGCGUGCGCAGCUAUGGCCCACGCCACCGCCGCCUGCACCGCUAUGAUGUGUUCUGCUUUGCUGCUGCCCUCAGGGGGCAGGUGUACUACCUCGAGCACCCUGAGAAGCUGACACUGGCAGAGGCAAAGGAGGCCUGCCAGGAAGACGGUGCCCAGAUCGCCAAGGUGGGCCAGCUCUUUGCUGCCUGGAAGUUCCACGGCCUGGACCGUUGCGACGCUGGUUGGCUGGCAGAUGGCAGUGCCCGCUACCCUGUGGCUCACCCACGUCGCAACUGUGGGUCCCUGGAGCCUGGGGUCCGAAGCUUCGGUUUCCCAGACCCACAUAGCCGCAAGUAUGGCGUCUAUUGCUACCGGCCCCGCUAGCACCCGGGCUCUAGCUCUGUACUCACGCCUACCCCAUCCCCUCACGGGCUGUUAUUUAUCGAGUAGUUCAUUUUCCCUUGCAGGUUGGGGCAAUUUUCAUUUUGUUUUUAUACUUUUCAACUUAAAAAUUUUUUAAAUACUAUUUUUUUGUAAAUCCCACCGAUCCCAGAUCUUCCCUUUACUCAGGUAGACACCCCAAGGCUCUCCCCCUCCAUGAAUUCUCCUGUCCCUCUCCUCCAGGACCUUUGAGGUUCAUGGGCUCACGAGGGCUCUCUGCCAUUGCUGAGUCCAGCCCCUUUCCCUGCCCCUGGGAGGCUGGCGCCCAGAGCUGGCAGUGGCACGAGAUGCCAGGGCGUGGUGGCUGCAAUCCUCCCUCCGCCUCAGCCUGAGGGAGGAGAGGGCAUCCAGGGUGGCUCUGGAGCUGGGCUUUGGGCCUUGCAGCCUCCUGCCCUCUCGUACUUCUUUGGCAAGCAGCUGGCCCACAUCAGCAUGGCAGAGGAGCUAGGGCUGGAAGUGGGUCCCUGGGCUUCUGUGUGACAUACCAGGGAAGAGAGAGACUUUCCUCCUCAUUUUUUCCUUUCUUAGUUCCAAAGAGUCCAUAUUUUGUUCUCAUUUUUCCCUAUUUGGGGAGCAGCCCUCAGGUGUGUCUACUUUUUUUGUACAAUAAAUGGUGCUGUGACCCCUUCCUUCACCCCGA
Molecule: messenger RNA, 4652 nt
Organism: Kogia breviceps (pygmy sperm whale)
Lineage: Eukaryota; Metazoa; Chordata; Mammalia; Artiodactyla; Physeteridae
Source: RefSeq, a predicted model, not a curated record